Miscanthus lutarioriparius is the source of this 414-nucleotide messenger RNA. The record is from the annotation of a GenBank genome assembly. NCBI's taxonomy places the organism in Eukaryota, Viridiplantae, Streptophyta, Magnoliopsida, Poales, Poaceae.
AUGCCGGCCCUAUUCGGCGCUUGCCGAUGCCACCCCCACAUGCCGAUGCUGAGAUCUCGCCGAUGCUACCGCCGCGAGAUUGGAUUGGAGGAGGCGCCUGUGAAACAAAUCGGAGCUGGGAAACAAAUCUGCAGCCGCGGGACUGGAAGGAGGCGACCUGGGGAGCAAAUCGGAGCUGGAGAUUGGCUUUGGCGCGAGAAAAAGGAAGGCAAGGCGGGAGACGACGCGGGGACCGAAAAUCUGCGCGCGUCUCGCAGGAGAUCCCGCGGAGCUGAUGAAAUGAAACUCCGGGCUCUCAACGGGGUUUCAUCCGCGUUUCAUCGUCUGGGUACGCGAGCUGCUCGGUUUCCUCCGCAUGAAACUCUGUUCCUCUCCCUUCUCAUUAAUAGAUUACCAACUCAACUAAUAUGUUGA